GGAUAUGACGAUUAAAGAGGAUCAAAAUUUUAUCAUUGAGGAUAUAACGAAUGGUUUAGAAAGAUGUCCUAUUUCAUUAAUUUGUGAUGAUAUUAAAGAAUUCGAAGAGUUACAAAAUACAUUUCACAAAUAUACGAUUCAUUGUGUAACUUCGUAUGACGCAGCUACGAUUUCAUAUUAUGAUGGAUGCGACUGUAAAGACAACUGCGAAUCUGAAGAUUGUGGUUGUAAAUCGGCUCACGGAUUCUUUUAUACAUCAAACGGAUUAGAUCCAACCUUCCUUCAAUCCAAAUCUACAUCCGCAAAUAUUUCCUUGUACGAAUGUAACUCUAAUUGCACAUGCACUCCCGUUAAAUGUCCCAAUCGAUUGGUGCAAUACGGAGUUUCGCUUCCCCUACAAAUUUUUAAAAGCGAUUCUGGAUGCGGAUGGGGUGUAACAUCACAUAUAUAUAGAAUUCGUAAAGGUGAUUUCGUUUGUGAAUAUGCUGGUGAAAUCAUUAAAACUGAUGAAGCAAAACUUAGAUGGACCACGUCCAAGGAAAAGAAUGAAGAUAAUUAUAUCCUUUGUUUAAGAGAGCAUAUGCAAGAUCGAAUUCUAAGAACCAAUAUAGAUCCAAUUCAUAUAGGUAAUAUAGGAAGGUUUAUCAAUCACUCGUGUGAUCCAAACUUACAAAUAUUUCUCACCAGAAUAAAUUCCCUAAUUCCAACAGCUGCUCUAUUUGCAAAGAGAGAUAUUGAAAUAGGUGAAGAAUUAACUUUUGAUUAUUCCGGUGGUAUAAAUGAUAAUAUUGAAGGAAACAAUAUUAGUGUAAAACGAAAGAAAUGUUUAUGUGGUAGUCAAGGUUGUAAAGAGUUUCUUCCAUUUGAUCAAUCUUUAUAA
Messenger RNA from Funneliformis caledonium, 880 nucleotides. The record is from the annotation of a GenBank genome assembly. Lineage: Eukaryota; Fungi; Glomeromycota; Glomeromycetes; Glomerales; Glomeraceae.